Molecule: messenger RNA, 2099 nt
Organism: Vanessa tameamea
Lineage: Eukaryota; Metazoa; Arthropoda; Insecta; Lepidoptera; Nymphalidae
Gene: asun
Product: protein asunder
Exons: 13
Coding region: 88-1986 (632 amino acids)
Biological process (GO): centrosome localization; regulation of mitotic cell cycle
Cellular component (GO): integrator complex
Source: RefSeq, a predicted model, not a curated record
CCAAAAUCGUGGAGGAUUAUUCUAAACCCAACCCCUGAAGUUAUUAGGAAUGAAACAGAACAAAAUUUUGAACUAAUACUAAAAAAAAUGUUUCCUACUAAUCAUAAAACAAUAUUUGUAUUAGAUCAUACACCAUAUUUUGGGAUAUCAUCUGACAAUCCCAUUGACUUUGAUGUUGCUAAAAGCAGAGGUCCUGGAUAUGUCCCACUACCACCAGUUUGUAAAUCAUUAUGGACUUGUAGUGUUGAGGCGGCUGUCGAAUAUUGUCGUAUUGUUUGGGAUCUUUUCCCUGAAGGAAAACUGGUAAGGUUUGUUGUAAGUGACUCCUCUGCACACAUUUUAAAUACAUGGGCCACUACACAACAAAAUAUUACACAUAUUCUCAAUGGAUUAUGUCUUGUUGGUCCUGUACGCCGUGGAGCUGGUGGUGAUGUUGUAGGAUUAUGUGCAGCUAUUGAAGGCUUGGCUGAAUCAUCCCCAACACAAGCUACUCGUCCACCUCCAGAGAGGCAUUUUCAAAAUCGUGGUCGAAUUAUAUGUAUAACAAGUGCAAGAGAUGAUGAUUCAAUCAGAAGUCUUGCAGAAAUUGCUCUCAAUACACUUGUACAACAAAACAAAAAGGCAUCAACACCACAGCCCCCAACUACCGGAGAUGCAACAACAAGCUCACAAAAUUUAGUUGUACACUAUUGCCAUUUAGUAAUAAUCAAUGUUACUCCUGAAAAAGCAGAUACGAGGGUCAAUAAUCAACCAGUAACUGAGAUGGGAGGUGGUCUAAUGAGUGUUGAAGUGAUAGUCUGUCGUGCAAGUGCCCUGGCAAGUUUAUUAGGUCGACUGGUUCUCCCACAUUAUAAAUUAGCUAUAACAACUGUUACUGGCAUCCCUAUGAAGGAAGAACAAAAUGCAAGUUCCAGUGCCAAUUACGACGUUGAAAUUAUUCACUCAGCUGAGGCUCAUGCAGGUUUACGAGCAACACAGACGGCACAGGAGGCUACUGAAUCGGUGGUGCUGCGCUGGUGGACGCCGCGCGGCGCGGAGGGCGGCGCGGGCGGCUGCAACGGGCCGCUGUGGCGCGUCACGCCGGCAGACGUCGCGUCCCGCCCCUCCGCCUGCCUCGUCAACUUCCUGCUCAACGGGCGCUCCGUCACACUCGAGGUGCCCAGGAAAGGAGGUGGGCGGUCGGCGUCGCACGUGCUGGCGGCGCAGGGCGGUGAGCUGUGGAUCGGCGCGCUGGGCGGCCGCACGCCGUACGACGACCCGCCCGCGCUGUCCGAGGGCGCCGGCGGACGUGUCACCGACUACAGAAUUAAAGAGUUCGGUGCAUUAAUGCAACAAAAUAAAUUGCAUCCAUUACGUGGUGCGGGCUCGAACGCCCGAUCGCGGGCCCGACUUCAACGGCAUACCACGUAUUGGCCGCUGACAAUAUCGUCGACGCUUAUAUUCAACUUGGGUUCUGUAAUGGAACCAUUGACGCGAUUAGUAGUGCAAGAAUCGCUUACGGAAGAAGAAGUUGAUUCAUGUCGUGGGGUACUACUCUCUCUUCUCGGUAUGGAAUCACGCCACGAGUUCCCAUCUGCACAACUACCGUCUAAUUUAAGAGGGAAGUCGUCGGGUCGUCGCGAGGAGCAAUGGCGUCAAGUGUGGGGCGAACUCGAAGCUCUGAUCCGCGCGCAUUCCGCCUCCCCCGCACACCGCGCCCUACUUCGCACGUUGCUGGAGUGCCGCUCGCACAACAACCAUGGUGCGGAAGGCGAUUCAUCUCGAGCGACAGUCAUAAGAGCCACGACAGACUCGCCGCUGUCGCCAGUAGGUGCGGGUAACGGGAACGGUAGCAGCGACGUGUGGGCGCCGCGGAACGUGCUAGACGCGCUGCUCGGGGCGCCGCGCCCGCCGCGCCGACCUGACUUUGCCGGGCGAAUGGCAGCUGGCAGUCGAGUUGCUACGCUUUAUCCACAUUUGCAGCAAGAUGUGGAAGCACCACAUUGAUUUUUUUUAAAAAGAUUCUCAGAUGGUAUAAACAAUCAGUGCAACAUUCUAAAAAAUUUAUAUGUUUGGGUGAUGUUGUAAGUAGCACGAUUGACAUGCAGUGUCAUCAGUUG